AUGCUGCACUUGAAAGUUCAAUUUCUGGACGACUCUCAGAAGACCUUUGUUGUUGAUCAAAAAGCUCCUGGGAAGGAACUGUUUAACAUGAGUUGCAGUCAUCUAAGCCUAACUGAGAAAGAAUACUUUGGCUUAGAAUUCCGAAAUCACUCAGGAAAUGAAGUAUGGCUAGGACUUUUGAAGCCUAUCACCAAACAGGUUAAAAAUCCUAAGGAGACAAUUUUCAAAUUUAUGGUGAAAUUCUUUCUGGUGGAUCCGGGUCUGUUGCAAGGAGAGUUGACCAGGUAUCUAUUUGCACUCCAGAUUAAAAAGGACUUGGCAUCCGGGAGAUUACCGUGCAAUGACAACAGUGCUGCCUUAAUGGUGUCUUAUAUUCUGCAGUCAGAGCUGGGGGAUUAUGAUGAGGACACAACCAGGAAUCACCUAGAACAGAACCAAUAUUUACCAAACCAAGAAUACUUAGACAACAAGAUCGUAAAAUAUUACCAACGUCAUAUAGGGAAGUCUCCGGCUGAAUCAGAUAUGCAGUUACUAGACAUAGCACGCAAACUGGAUAUGUAUGGAAUCCAUCCUCAUCCUGCUAAUGAUGGGGAAGAUUUGCAAAUCAACCUUGCCGUGGCACACAUGGGAGUCCUGGUUCUGCGGGGAAACACCAAGAUUAACACUUUCAACUGGGCUAAUAUUAGGAAGCUGAGUUUCAAGAGAAAACAUUUUCUCAUCAAGCUUCAUCCACAUAUCGAUACUUUGUGCAAGGACACAUUAGUGUUCACCAUGGAAAGCCGAGAUGCAUGUAAGGCUUUCUGGAAGACUUGCGUGGAAUAUCAUGCCUUUUUCCGACUGUCAGAAGAACCCAAGCGUAAGCCAAGGCCUUUCUUAUGUAGUAAAGGCUCCAAUUUCAGAUACAGUGGGAGGACUCAAAAACAACUAUUUGAUUCAUGGACUAAAGGAAAGGCAAAGAAUCAACCCUUUGAAAGAAAACUCUUUCAAGCCAAUCUUCACGAGAGGCAAUGCAGGUCAUCUCCAGAUCUUCUGACUGAAGUAGCAAAGCAGCCCAAUGACUUAAGGCUGGUAUAUACCAGUAGACCAUGCUCCAGAAGUGUUAACAGCGUGGGCUGGGAUUCCUUUCUGGACAGGAACAGAAGAAAUUCAGCGGUUGAAGUAAUUUUCACAGCAGAACUCAAUCGUUCCAAACCAGAAGCAGAGUCUGCACCUUUGCAACAAUCAAGGAGCAGCGCUUCAUUUCCGGGUUGUAGUUACAGUGAUACGAUACACGAGGCCCCACGCCAACGCUCCGAGAGGAGAGUGAGGUCUUGUUAUGAAGACAGUAGUUACUGGAUGGAAAAUAUCAAUAGCACUUCUGAAGAUAUUAACAGGGGACGCACCUGUUCCCCAAGGACUUACACAGACGUCACUUAUGAACCAUCUCCAGAAAGGCACCAGCUGUACCAGGGUUCUCCCGGUUUCUGCAGCUAUACAGAUGGACCAUCUUUACUUGCCCCUCAAGCAUCAGCUAUUGUUGAGGAAAUAAUGAGGCUCACCAAUCAGCCAACUUUUCCUGGAAAAUCACCCAACCGAAGUCCAAACGCCAGAAGAUUAAAGGAAUAUCACCAACCAGUAUAUCCCAGAACAAGUUGCCGGAAUAGUGCGGAUUACAAAACAAACAUUCAAAUAACUAGCAGUGAAUCUAAUAAAGAACUUAAUCCCACAAGGUCCUUGAGUCACUCGGACAUGAAAUCUGCUUGGCUUCCUUAUGGUUCAGAAUUUAAGCCUUUAGGACCUUGUCCUGUAUUUAGAACAUCCAGUGUAUCAAGAAGAACCCCACCAGUGCUACCCAUACCACCACCACCGCCACCACCACCGCCACCUCCUCCUCCACCCCCUUCAUUAUUAAAAAACACACCGAGAGCCACUGAGAGAUAUGUGUACAGUGGGACCGAAUCCAGCGACUCUGAAACAGAAAUUAUGAACCCAUAUUACUAUGCUGUGUUUGGCAAAAAUAUAAGCCAUCCAAUGGCAAGAGCGAGGCUGUCCUCGGGAAGCCUUCAGCUAGAGGACGAGGAAGAUAUUCCAUUAAAUGUGAGUGGCUGGAGAAAUAGAAAGCCCAGAAUGGAAGAGAAAUGGUUUCACACUUAAAUGUAAAUAUAUUUAUCUUGGUCAGAU
Spea bombifrons (plains spadefoot toad) is the source of this 2160-nucleotide messenger RNA. It is a transcript of the gene FRMD7, whose product is annotated as FERM domain containing 7. The coding region runs from base 1 to 2133 and encodes 710 amino acids. The record is from RefSeq and is a predicted model, not a curated record. Gene Ontology annotation, cellular component: cytoskeleton. The transcript is spliced from 12 exons. Gene Ontology annotation, molecular function: guanyl-nucleotide exchange factor activity. Lineage: Eukaryota; Metazoa; Chordata; Amphibia; Anura; Pelobatidae.